UAACUUUAUAGUUUGGCUUUCUUUGAGAAGUUGCCUCAACUAAAUGUGAGACGUUAGUGGGAGUUUGGUUGUGUGUCAGUGUGUGUCCGUGUGUGUUAUCUGGAGCAGUUCGCGGGAGGAGACGCCUUGUUUAUCCAGGGAGGGGCGUGAGUGUUUCUGCAGGUGUGUGUGCGUGUGCGUGUGUGCAGGUGUAGAGGAGCGCUGCUGUCGGCUCGCCAUCCUCCCGUUAUACCGUGAUGUCCGCGCCAUGCUGCCGGUAACGCGCCUCGGAGGCUGCCUGCCCGCGCUCCUCGCCGCCGUCCUGCUCGACGUCCUCGGCGUCAUCCUGCUCUUCGUCGGCAUCUUCGGGGACGUGCGCCUCGGCGGCCGCUUUUACGGCGACUUCUUGAUCUACACCGGCUCCGUGGUGCUCUUCAGCAGCCUGGGCUUGUGGAUCAUGUGGUACGUGGGGAACGUGCGGGUCUCGGAGGAGGAGGAGGAGGAGGAGGGCGGCGGCGGCGGCGGCUGGAUGAGGAAGAGGAGCGACAGCGUCGUGCGCCUGGCGAGGAAGCUCACGGAGAGGCUGAGCCAGAAGCUCUCCGCGGAGGCCCGCGUCAAGUACGCGCCCGACGACGGGGAGGCGCAGGGCGGCCAGGUGGGCUCACCUGCGCGCAAGGCCAGCCGGGUGACGUGGGGCAGAUCCACGACGUACCACAACGAGGGCUACGAGGACUCCCCGGACCCCCCCUCUGUGGACGGGGGAGAGUCAGAGGACAAGCCGGAGGUCUGAGUGGCGGGUAGCUUCAUGUCAGAUGCUCGUUAGAUGCUCUCUUCAUGUUAGAUGCACUGUAUAUAGAUGUGUGUGUAUAUAGAGAUAUAUAUAUCAUAUAUGCAUAUUCUCAGCCAGGUCUUGAUAGAUGUUCAUGGGCUGAGUUUUAAGAAAUAUAAUAGGCCACGCCCCUUUCAAUAUAAGAGUCAUUUUAGUAACAGUAACAUUAGCGUCCUGGCUUCCAGAAAUUGGUUCUGCUGAUGAAGAAAAUAUGUGUUUAGAUCAUUUUAGUCCCGUUGAGUGAACAAUACAAUACUAUAAGGUCCAUUUAUUUACAAUGAUUUACUUGUGAAUACAUAUGUUAAGAUUAUAUUCAACUAUUAGAGGUCAUUUCGAGAAACUUUAUGAACCUUCAUUUUAUCAUGUCACAAUUUUUUGUACCUUUUAUUUCCAAACAUUUAGGUCCAAAUUAUAUUUCAAAGCUCUCUUUACACUGUCAUGCAAAGCUGGAUUGGAGAUGUUGACUAUUAUUGCAGAUGUAGAAGCACAUUAAGAAUGUAUAUGGUAUGUAGGCCUGAUGGCAGCAUCUUAAUGAGGGCGUCUGCACGGCCACGAAGCUGCUAGCACUGUUAUCUACUUGCAUUGUUAGCUGCUAGCACUGUAAACAACUUGAACUGUUAGCUACUAGCACUGUUAGCUACUAGCAUUGUUAGCUGCUAGCACUGUAAACAACUUGAACUGUUAGCUGCUAGCACUGUAAACAACUUGAACUGUUAGCUACUAGCACUGUUAGCUACUACCACUGUUAGCUUCUAGCGAAUGAGGCCUUCUGCUGGAUUAUUGUUCCACAAUUUAAUCCUUUCAUUAUAAAAGUAUAUUGAAUCAACACAAUAGUUGAGAGCUUAUGAGAAAGCUUAUUGUGUCCAUCCAACAUGAGGACAUUAUUCUUUUUAAAUGGUCCUCCCAAUAUUUCAGCUGUAUCUUCUAUUUAUUUCCUCAGCCGAUCCCGUUUCACAUCUGAUAUCCAAACUGAGUGGAGCCAGGUCACGUUUUGCCUUUGAAAGGCCGUGAGACACCGGUCCGACUGGUUUGCCUCUUUGCUUUUGUUGUCGGCUAAACAAGCCUGAAAAUCUUCCACAAGGGAUUGUGUGAGACUCGGUACGACAUGCCGUAUACCCACUGAGAUGCGUGUGGUGUUUGUACACCUGUUUGGUUUAGAGGAUAUAGACACACAAAUAGGAUUCUAAAUAAUGUCGCACCUUAUGCAAAUGUCCCGGCGCUGCCAGGGUUUGUUUACACAGCGUGGACAUGUCUGACAGCCUCAAACACGCCACAACGUUACAGUAAAUAAAAGAUGUUUCAGGGACUACGGCGACAAAUAGAGGCAGCUUGACUGGUCAAACACGCCGCUGUUUCCAUUAUGAGCGUUUCCUCUUUCUCGCAAUCCGCGUCGUUAUUGUGGAGAUGAGCCGUGGAAACUCAAAUAUUUAAGCGUGCGGCGUGAAUGCAGUGAACCUGUCCUCUAGAGCUUAAAAAUGUUUUUUUUUUAAAGUGUGUGUGUGUGUGGGGGGGGGGGGA
Messenger RNA from Pungitius pungitius (ninespine stickleback), 2326 nucleotides. RefSeq names its product transmembrane protein 238 (gene tmem238l). The record is from RefSeq and is a predicted model, not a curated record. The transcript has a single exon. NCBI's taxonomy places the organism in Eukaryota, Metazoa, Chordata, Actinopteri, Perciformes, Gasterosteidae. The coding region runs from base 248 to 769 and encodes 173 amino acids.